This is a messenger RNA of Blepharisma stoltei, 3932 nucleotides long. NCBI's taxonomy places the organism in Eukaryota, Ciliophora, Heterotrichea, Heterotrichida, Blepharismidae. The record is from the annotation of a GenBank genome assembly.
AUGGAAAUACCUCUUGGGUCUCUUGGAGAGUUUCUUGAUUUAUCUUUUACCACAACAAAAACACGUGCACAAACUGCAAAAACAGAGCCUUUUUCAAACUCUUAUCGCCAGGCACACGGAAGGCAGUAUUCAGGAGCAGCAACUACCCCAACAGCCAAGCCAAGCGCAAAGCAGUAUUUCUCUACAAAUAGCCGGUCAUUCCACAAUAUAAAAGCAGAUAACUCUAAUGAGGGCUACUGUUUCACAAAUUCAAUUAAGCUUGCUCAUGAAAGAGUUAGGCUGCAAUCUCAGCAGCAGCCUCGUCCUAUGACUCGGGGUGUUACGCUCAAAGCUCGACCCAAAACGACAGAGUCUAAAAAUUCAAAAAAAACUACAGUUACAAAAAAAGUAGAAGAAGACGCUACCAAGCCUUUAGAAGAGCUAGAAAACAACGUUAGAAGUGAAUUACAGUAAAAUUCAUAUAGAAUGCGGGCUAAUCAUUUUUUGAUUAGGACGAUGAAAAGAGAACAAGCGCUUAUAAACCAGGCAGGCGUCGUUAAACAGUCUACAUCUGAUAACUUGUUUUAUGAACUUGCAGGGCAUGUGAUGAAUAUUCAUAAAGAAGAAACAAGGGCAAAAACCCCAGAUAAUAAUCAUUAUAAGCCGACUUUAAAUAAUCUGAGCUUUGAAUCUGCCCAACAAAAGCUUGCACAGAGCUCUAUUGAUUUUUGACUGAAAAAGAGAGGGAUUGGGAAAGAGACGAAAUAUGAUUUAAACCAUUUUUCUACAGCUCUUUUUGAGCAGCUUGAUAUAAAUGGAGUCGGGUAUUUAGAAGGAGAAGCCGUUUUACAGUCUUUAUUAAGACUAGGAAUUGCUACUGAUCCUACCAUACUGAGAAAAACGCUUGGGCUUAGUUUCCGCACGAAUUCUUUAAAAACGCUAAAAAUCCAUCUGCAUGAUUUUAAAACACUUUUUAAGUCAGACGGGAGAACUAAUUCUAUAUUGACAAGAAUGAAUGAGCUUUCCCUUGAAGAAAGAGAAAAUAAAUCAAGAAGAACCUCAAAAACUGAAAGGAAUUCUGACUAUGAAGACGAUAGCUCAAUAAUAAGCAGCAAAGGAAAUAAAAAAGAAAGCUGAUUUAAGCUGUUUAAAAUUGGAUUUGGAAGGCAGCUCACUGGCAGUGAUUUUGGGAAGAAAAAAUUAGACUCUAUUGUCACCAUAAACGAGCACGAAGAUUUAAUUAAAAAAUGAUGAAAAGAAAUAGACCCUAAUGAGAAAAACCAGGUCACCAUAAAUGAAGUUGCAUUAAAAUUAGCUGAGCUAAAAUUCGCACCUAAUCGGAAUGAGUCUAAAAGGAUAAUUUAUGGAAUAAUCGGUAUAAAAUCACAUGUGAGCAACACUCAAUUUCAUCAAAUUUUCGCAAAAAGUAUGCUGAUAGGUUCUUUAUUAAAUUUAUCAAAUAGGCUAUUUGAAGAAAAUUCAAACCCUUCUACCGCAAAUUCUCUUAAAAUUUCUUCAUAUCAGAGAUCAUUAAUAAUGUCUGGGAUAAGAUGCCCGAAUUCUGAUAUUUCAAUUGAAGAAGGCUCCAACACCAUAAAAGCAGUCGAAAAAUAUCAAAUUCAAGCAGAAGGACAAAUUAUUAAAGUUGACCCUGAUGAGCUCCGUUCCAAAAUGCUAAAACUCGCUGGAAUUUCAGAAAUUGAAGCAAAUCAGCGUUCUUCUUCAAUGAAACAUUACAGAAAAUUAUCUGGUGAAAUAAAAGGAAUUUCUGAAAAUUUUUUCCAUCAAAAAUCAAGCACUUUGCAAUCUCCUAAGGAUCCCCCCCCCUUCAUUUGUCCAAUUUUCUAGUUUUUUUUUUUCUAAACUCCCCCCCCCCUUUAAAUUGGAACAAAAUAUAGGUAAAAUUUCCACUUUUUUGCUAAAUUAACCCCCCUUUAAAUUGGAACAAAAUUUAAUUUUAUAAUAAAAAAUUAUAUAUAAUUUUUAUCUAAAAAGUUUUGAUAUAAGUUAAAUGUUUUUUCUUAACUAAAAUUAAAUAUUUAGUUAUAUCUUGCUCUUUUUUAAAGAAAAAAGUAUAAAAGAACAUCUUAUUUAAAUAAAAAUAUUAUCCUUAAUUGCUAAAUUUUAAAAAAAAAUUAAUUUUUUGUUUUUAAAAAUUUUCAAAAAAAAAUUUUUUUUUUUUUUUUUUUGAUAAAAAUGAUAUUUUUUAUUUGGAUAGUUUUGAUAUAAAUUCAAUAGGAAUUCUUUAUAAAAUUUCAAAAUUUACUUAUUUCUUGCUUUAUUUUAAAGAAUAGAGUAUAAAUAAUAUCUUAUUUAAAAACAAAAUUAGCACUUUGAUCGAUAAAUUUUCUAAAAUUUUUUUUUUUUUAAUUUUUUUUAUGAAUAAAAAUAAUAAUUUUUGUGUAAAUAAUUUUGAUACCAAUUAAUAGUGGCGUAUUAACUAAUAAUGAAAAUUUAGUUAUAUCUUGCUUUGUUUUAAAGGAUAAAGAGUAAAUAGCAUUUUAUUAAACAAAUUUAUAGAUCUAAUUCGAUAAGUUUUUGAAAUUUUUUUUGUUGAAAUUUUUAUAUUUUUUAUAAAAAAUUUUAUAUUGAUAUUUUUUUUAAAAAAAAAAAAUUAACCCCCCUUUAAAUUGGAACAAAAUUUUUAGCUCCAAUUUAAAGGGGGGGGGAGUAAGAAAAAAAAAAAUUUUCAGGACCUCAUUUGUCCCAAAAUCUAGUCAAAAAUGAUUUGUCCAAUUUUCUAGUCAUUUUUGGAUUUUUCGAGUGUCCUAAAUUUUGUGUUUUACUGUAAAAAAACUAGAAAAUGAGACAAUUUGGUCCUGAAAAAUUUUUUUUUUCUAUCAAAAUUUUGACUAGAAAAUUGGACAAAUGAGGUCCUAAAAAAUUUUUUUUUCCUAUAAAAAACACCUAGAAAAAUGGACAAAUGAUAAAAGACUAGAAAAUUGAACAAAUGAGGGGGGGAUCCUUAUAAAAAUUGAAAAUUCUCAAUCAAUAAUUGAAGAGCCUAAAGAUAUAUAGGGGUUUCCCCUAGAUGGCCCUUACAGGGCUGUUGAUUCUGUCCGGAAUCCUUUGGUUGGUCGGACCAACUCACUUGAUGGUUCGACAAACAAAAGGAUUCCGAACAGAAUCCACAGCCCUUUAAGGGCCAUCUAGGGGAAACCCCUAUACAAGAAAUUUCAGAUGAGGAGUUAAGGACUGAUAAAGAAUCUGAAGAAGGAAUUUUUACUCACAAGUCCUCAAUGAGGAGGUCUAGCGCAAUGUCAAGCAAAAGGUCUAACCAUUCGCGUCAAGAAGUGGAAAUAAGGAUUGGAAAAGAAGACCAUAUUGAAAUGGAAACCACAACGGAAAAGGCAAAAUUUUAUAAAUCGCAUAUAAAACCAAAACAAAUUGUGGAGGCUAAUAUAACACCUAGCAAUCAUGGGUCAAGAUUGUCUAAAGUUUUUGAUAAAAUACGUUGGGGUGCUAAAGUAUAUAGAAGAUUUUCUAGUAGAUUGCCUCCUUCUGAAGAGCCAGCAGUUUCUAAAAGCAUUUCUCCUAUAUUAAAAGAUAUUAAAGAGACGAGAAGGGAAAAAAGGUCACAGAGCUUUACAAAGACUGAGGCUGGUAUGGUCGGCAUAACGUAUAAUUUUGCAAGUUUAAUAAGUAAAAUUGCUUCACAACCGAAACAAGAGAUAAAAGAGACAGAAAUUCUGAGACCAGUAGAGAAAGAUGAAGAGAUAAAGGAAAAACCAAAAGAAAGUGCAAGUGAAAUUCAUUGGAAGGAUAGCUCUUUUCUGAUAGUUGAAGAGGCUCCGAAAGAAAAAAGACUAUUUCUACCAAGCAGAGAAGAGUAUUUUAGGAGGCUUAAGGCAAAAGAAGAUUCGAAAAAAAGAUCUGAGGCUCAGUCUGAUCUUUUGAAAAAUUAUCAAAACAUGGUAUUUCAUGUUCCUGAAAAUAAAAAUUUUGUAAAUUAA